AUGGCUUCAGGAAACUGCACAACACCAACCACAUUCAUUCUGUCUGGAUUGACAGAUGAUCCAAGGCUGCAAGUGCCUCUCUUCGUGGUGUUUUUAGCCAUCUACUUCACCACUGUGCUAAUGAAUCUGGGUAUGAUUGCAUUAAUCAGGAUAGAUCUCCGGCUUCACACCCCUAUGUAUUUUUUUCUCCGAAAUCUGUCUUUCAUGGAUGCCACUUAUUGCACAGUUAUCACUCCUAGAAUGUUGAUGACCUUUUCAGUAGGAAUGAAAACAAUUUCAUACAUAGGUUGCAUUAUGCAGUAUUUCAGCUUUGUUUUGUUGAUAAUCUCAGAGUGCUUGCUGCUAGCUGUGAUGGCAUACGACCGGUAUGUGGCCAUUUGUAAACCUCUGCUCUAUACCAUCAUCAUGUCCAAUACAGUCUGCUGGAAUCUGGUGAAAGCUUCAUACUUCUGGGGGUUCCUGAACUCUGUGAUACACACCAGUGGCUUGCUAAGACUAAACUUUUGUUCUUCAAAUGUGGUAAACCAUUUUUUUUGUGAUAACAGCCCGCUCUUCCAGAUUUCUUCCUCCAGUACUGCUGUCAAUGAGCUGCUGCUCAAUGAGAAUCAUACCACUGUGGCUAGCUUCAUAUUCACAGGAUUAACUGACAGACCAGACCUGCAGCUUCCACUGUUUGCUGUCUUUUCUUUGAUUUAUGGGAUGACCUUGCUGGGCAAUCUAGGAAUGAUACUGAUCAUUAGGUUUGACCCAUACCUGCAUACCCCUAUGUACUUUUUCCUCAGCAACUUGUCCUUCUUAGAUGUCUGUUAUUCUUCCACUAUUACUCCCAAUAUGCUGCUCAACUUUUUAACAAUGUCAAGGGGAGUGUCAUAUAGCGGAUGCCUUAUACAGUAUGGCUUCUUUGCACUUUUUGCCACCACAGAAAUGUUUCUCUUGGCUGCAAUGGCAUAUGACCGCUAUGUGGCCAUUUGUAACCCACUGCUCUACACUGUCAUUGUGACCAAAAAGGUUUGUUUACUGUUAAUAGCUGGAUCCUAUUUUGGGGGUAUUGUAAAUUCACUGAUACACACCCAUGGCUUGCUAAAAUUGUCCUUUUGCGGCUCAAAUGUCAUUGAUCACUUUUUCUGUGACCUCCUCCCUCUCCUAAAACUCUCCUGCAGUGACACCCAUCUCAACAAGGUCCUUGUUACUAUAUUUGGCUCCUUGUUUGAGGCAACCACUUUUACAAUCACCAUCAUUUCUUACUUUUUCAUCGUUGUCACAGUGCUGAAGAUCUGUUCUGCCAAGGGCAGGCAAAAAACUUUCUCCACAUGUGCCUCCCACCUUACAGCUGUUUUCACAUUUCAUGGCACAAUCCUGUUCAUGUAUUUCUUCCCCAGCUCCAGCCACUUGCUGAGCACUGAUAAAACUGUUUCUGUGUUCUACACGGUAGUUAUUCCUCUGCUCAACCCCUUAAUAUACAGCUUGAGAAAUAAUGAUGUGAAAUGUGCUGCAAGGAAACUGCUGAAGAGGAAAGUCUUUAUGUGCUGA
Cygnus atratus (black swan) is the source of this 1530-nucleotide messenger RNA. Its product is annotated as olfactory receptor 1052-like. Bases 1 to 1530 code for a protein of 509 amino acids. The record is from RefSeq and is a predicted model, not a curated record. Lineage: Eukaryota; Metazoa; Chordata; Aves; Anseriformes; Anatidae. Gene Ontology annotation, biological process: G protein-coupled receptor signaling pathway; sensory perception of smell. The transcript has 3 exons. Gene Ontology annotation, molecular function: olfactory receptor activity; G protein-coupled receptor activity; odorant binding. Gene Ontology annotation, cellular component: membrane.